CAAAAGGACGCUAAACACCGACGCGAGACCACCGCGCGCCGCGGAGGCAGCCAGGUAGUGUCACGGGGCAGCCCGAACACCACAACAGCCGCCGCGCAAGGUCGCGCGCCGCCGCACCGGCCGCAACAGUAAGCCAGCCCGAGGCGCCGCGCGCUACACGCGACGCGCCCAUCAAUUAUGGCCGAGGUCGCCAACUCCGCCGCCUUAGUGCUAGCCGCCGACGCGCUCAUGGAGCAGGGCCGCUACAUGGAGGCCGAGCCGGAGCUGCGACAGGCCAUCGAGGCGGACCCGAGCGACGCGUCGGCGUUUCUCGCCUUAGGUAAAUGCUUAGGAGCCACGCAUGACGUGCGCGGGUCGGAAGAUUGCUACCGCCAAGCUCUACAGUUAAAUCCGGACGACCCCGACGCCGGAAACGCUUUGGGGUUACUCCUGUGGCGGGCCCGGGGUGACCUGAAGGGCGCCGAGAGCGCGUUCCGGGCCGUCGUCGCCGCGAAUCCGAAAGUCUCUGCCGCCAAAAUCAACCUGGACCGGUUGAUGCGCAUGAAGCUGCCCUCGAAAGGCUCGUAUAGACAACGCCCUCGACGGUCGCGGAAGAACGCGCCACGACCUUCGACGGCGUCCGACCGGAACCAAAAAAAUAGGUCCAUCUCGUCGCGACGAGCUCUACUGCGGGGCGCCACCGAGCAAGCACCGCUGGAACCGCUCCGACCGGGCAAGCGACCGACGACGUCCACAAAACAACCUGGGCACUGGAGCGGCUUCCGGACGGACGGCUUCCUGCCGGGCGAGAGCGUGGAACUGAACAUGAUGUCCAAUAUUGGUGGAUUAGAUGAAGCCUUACCCAAUCCCAUGAAAGUCCUAGCCAUGCUGCAUCCGGCCUUGCGACCGACGACGGCGUCGUCCUACGACUUCCGGCGGGACCGGUCCGCGUAUUUGCAGUCUAGACAACUCCCAAAGCGCCUGCAGAACGACUUUGUGCACCUCUCGCAAAAAACAGCACCUAGAGACGUACGUACGAGACAGAUGGCGCGACGCGCGAAGACGCCGUCGUCGAUGCUCGGCUCGCUCCCGCAAUACGACAAGUGGAAGCCGUCGGGCUACGUCGACCCCUUCCGGAACUCCUUCGCCCAGCCCUACCGCCGGUCCCACGCCUUCGCCAUGUGGACGGCGCCGCCUGGAGCUACAAGAAGAAGAAGGCCGGGUGCCGACUUUGAUGAUGAUAUGCAUGUUACCGAGAAGAUCGUCGGCUUCCCCGACGGCAAGGAAGGGUGCGAGUUGUUUGCGGUCGGUGAUGAGGAGUCUGUCGCCUAUGAAUUGCGCGAAGAAGGUAAAGCUACGGGCGAGGUCCGCGUCGUUUGUGAUAGUGAAACGACAGAUAUUCCUCCUGAUGUUUAUGAGGCGACGGGCUACGAGAACGUCGGCGAGUUGUCUUGGGACGACAAGGCCGCGCUCGGGGCGCUGCUGGCGUGCAUGCAGCUGGAUGGUGGGGAUGCGUCCGAUCCUCCUCCGCCUUAUGAUGAGGGGGAGGAGUUGUACGAGAUGGGGGAACGACCGGAGGGUCUCGCGGGCCAGGUCAUGGACGAGCUCGACGCCGAGAAGUAAGUUAACAUACAC
This is a messenger RNA of Pelagomonas calceolata, 1614 nucleotides long. The record is from the annotation of a GenBank genome assembly. Lineage: Eukaryota; Pelagophyceae; Pelagomonadales; Pelagomonadaceae.